This is a messenger RNA of Salvia splendens (bonfire salvia), 1436 nucleotides long. RefSeq names its product B-box zinc finger protein 22. Lineage: Eukaryota; Viridiplantae; Streptophyta; Magnoliopsida; Lamiales; Lamiaceae. The record is from RefSeq and is a predicted model, not a curated record. Gene Ontology annotation, molecular function: zinc ion binding. Gene Ontology annotation, biological process: photomorphogenesis; regulation of DNA-templated transcription. The transcript is spliced from 3 exons. Gene Ontology annotation, cellular component: nucleus. Bases 85 to 1113 code for a protein of 342 amino acids.
CUCACCGCCUCAAAACAACACUCGCAUCGCAGAGCGAUACGUGUUCACACUCAGCUUCCAACAACUAUCCAACUCCACUAUAAAAUGCUGCUCACCACCUCCCCGCCAUUUCUCCCUCUCUCGGUUAAACCGCUGCUGCAACCCUCCUUUCCCCCACCUGAAGUUUCCUCCUGCUCUCUAACCGUUCGCUACCUGUGUUCUCCGCGGCUGGCGUGUGAGCAAUUGAGCGCGGGAAUCGUCGCUGUUGCUGCUCUGUUGCUUUUGGCGAUGAAGAUUCAGUGCAACGUCUGUGAGGCGGCGAAGGCGAAGGUGCUCUGCUGCGCCGACGAGGCGGUCCUAUGUGGCGACUGCGAUCAGAAGGUGCACGCCGCAAAUAAGCUCUCCAGUAAGCACCAGAGGGUUCAUCUCUCUACGUCUUCGUCGCAGAAGCCUAAGUGCGAUAUUUGCCAGGAAACGGUAGGCUAUUUCUUUUGCCUGGAGGAUCGAGCUCUGCUUUGCAGACGAUGCGAUGUUUCUAUACACACUACAAAUCACUUGGUCGCUGCUCAUCAGAGGUUCUUGCUCACUGAAGUUAAAGUAGGUCUCGAAGCAGCCAAAGUUGAUCCACCAAUGCCAUCCCUUCCUGUUGAGAGAAGCUCGGGAUCGAAUGCUCCUCCCACUCCAAAGAGCGUCAUGAACAUAGCAACAGCUGAACAAUCCAAUAAACCUCUGCCUGUCCAAGCCAGUGUAGGUGGGGAUAUUUCAUUGUCGAAGUUGUCUUUUACAGGAGGUUCUGCGGAUGAAAGUAUUUCGCCGUGGCAGUUGGAUGAAUUCCUUGAGCUUGGCGACUUCAGUCAGAAGUAUGAUCUCAUGGAUCCCGGCUCAUCCAAGAUGUUUGAAGAUAAAUUGGAUAACUUGGUAUGGUUUCAGACGGAUUCCGGGAUUGGAGAUUCAGACUACUCGCCUAUCUUUCGAUUUGCUGAUAUGGAGGUCGAGGGUGAUGAGUGUAUGGGACAGUCACCGAAUAAUUUCUGGACGGUGCCGGAGAUUCCAUCUCCCCCGACAGCAUCCGGGCUUAACUGGCCCAUGAUUCCCCAGACCCCAUGCGACUCUGCUGCCUUUGUGCCGAUAUAAUCUCCUUGCCUACACACCACCGUCGUUCACACGGUGGUGAUAAUUCGAAGCGACGGAGAGUUGAGUUAUGCACAAUAGUUUUCUAGGGCUAUGAAUAUGAUAGACAAUCUUCAUAGAAAUCUAUGGGUUCCAUCCUAAAACCAAUUGGUGAAUUGGUGAUAGGAGGAGUGGCCCAUGAGAUUUAGAGUUAUGCACAAUAGUUUUCUAGGGCUAUGAAUAUGAUAGACAAUCUUGAUAGCAAUCCAUGAGUUCCAUCCUAAAACCAAUUGGUGAUAGGAGGAGUGACCCAUGAGAUUUAUAUACUAGUUUCAGUUUUCUUUUAA